Oncorhynchus mykiss (rainbow trout) is the source of this 2107-nucleotide messenger RNA. The record is from RefSeq and is a predicted model, not a curated record. Lineage: Eukaryota; Metazoa; Chordata; Actinopteri; Salmoniformes; Salmonidae.
UGUAUAUGAGCGCAAGCGGCGGGAUGGUUCUCUCUUUUACCGCCAUAAGAGCGGAGUCUUUUGCUUUGCGACCGCUUCACUGCGUAGAUCCACCUAGUCAAGCCGCCAGCUAAAGCAUCACUCGAGACUUGGCUAAGAUGGCAGACAUGGACAAUAAGGACCAGGCUGAGCUGGACCCGGCAGAUUUGGAGGACGUGGAGGACGUGGAAGAGGAGGAGACUGGAGAGGAUGUCAACAGCAAAGCUCGUCAGCUCACCGUGCAGAUGAUGCAGAACCCACAGAUUCUGGCUGCGUUGCAGGAGAGGCUGGACGGCCUGGUGGGCUCGCCGUCAGGAUACAUGGAGAGCUUACCGAAGGUAGUGAAGAGACGGGUCAACGCCCUAAAGAACCUACAAGUGAAAUGCGCCCACAUUGAGGCCAAGUUCUACGAAGAGGUCCAUGAACUGGAGAGAAAGUACGCCGCUCUCUACCAACCCCUCUUCGACAAGCGAAGUGACAUAGUUAAAGCAGCCUAUGAGCCCACAGAGGAGGAGUGUGAGUGGAAGGCUGAUGAGGAGGAAGAGUUGACAGUAAGUAAGCAGGAGGAGAUGAAGGAGAAGGCCAAGGUGGAAGAGGAGAAGAAGGAUGAGGAGAAGGAGGACCCCAAAGGCGUUCCCGAGUUCUGGCUAACGGUUUUCAAGAACGUCGACCUGCUUAGCGACAUGCUGCAGGAACAUGAUGAACCCAUCCUCAAGCACUUACAAGAUAUCAAAGUCAAAUUCUCGGACCCUGGCCAGCCCAUGAGCUUUUCUUUAGAAUUUAACUUUGAGCCCAAUGAGUUCUUCACAAACACUUUGUUGACAAAAACCUACAAGAUGAGGUCUGAGCCUGAUGAGAACGACCCCUUCUCCUUCGACGGGCCUGAGAUCAUGGGCUGCACAGGUUGUACGAUCGACUGGACGAAGGGCAAGAACAUCACCUUGAAGACCAUCAAGAAGAAGCAGAAGCACAAGGGGCGUGGCACAGUCAGGACGGUCACCAAGACAGUCCCCAACGACUCUUUCUUCAACUUCUUCACCCCGCCUGAUGUCCCUGAAAGUGGAGAUCUGGACGAGGACUCUGAGGCUGUCCUCGCCGCUGACUUUGAGAUCGGCCACUUCAUCCGCGAGCGUAUCGUCCCCAGGGCUGUGCUGUACUUCACGGGGGAGGCCAUCGAGGAUGACGAUGAUGAUUACGAUGAGGAGGGAGAGGAGGCUGAUGACGAGGAGGGUGAGGAGGAGGGAGAGGAGGAGAAUGACCCUGACUAUGACCCCAAGGUUUAAGUGAUGUCUGUAGAAAAUAACCCUCUCCUGAAAGACGCAAAUCCCCCAGCCGAGUGCAAGCAGCAGUGAAGGCUGUGGCUUUGAGGAUCAACUGCACUGUAACAGCUUCUCAAAUAAAACACUUACUUACGCCUUAUAAUGUUUUGUAUUUUUCUUGGUAGAAAUAAAAAAAAUAAAUAAAGGGUUUCAAGAUUUUUGUUACAAAAACCUCCUAAUAUAAUGUGAGCAGUGGCUCGAUAUGCAUAGUAUUUUACUAGACCCCCACCCCCCUGUACAAAUAGUUAGAAUGCCACAAACUCCCUGAAAGCAUGAUCUUGUUUCUCUCACUGCUAAACUAGUUUGGGUUCUUGUGAAGUUUUUUGUUGUAUUGCUCUUGGACAACAGCUGUGGUUAGACUGCAUUGAGGCAGGUGAUGAGAAAGCUAACCUAUUCCUUUUCCCUCGCGCUACCAAAGUUACCGGUCAGUUCAGGUUGUGAGUUGGAGUUCUUUUGUCAUUGUAUUAGUGGGCCUCGAGCACGGUCAGAGCAAAACCCUGCAUUUAGUCAUGGCUAAUGAAAAACUUUGAAUCGCUGUGCACAUUUGGCCACUCAAGCAUGCCAUUUAGAGCAGGGAAAGUGGUUAUUGGCCACUUGUUUGGGCUGAAUCAAGUUGUCAUUCUAAAACAUUCCAGUUUGCAGACUGACAGGCAUUGGACGUUUGAAUGCUCUCUUGGGAUGAAUAUUACCUCGACUACGUGGUCUGAUUUGUUAAAGAAACAGAACCAUGUGUUAGCUGCUAAAUUUAAUGAGCCGAGUCUGCAACUUAU